AUGGCUAGAGGUAAACUACGACACCAUGCCCAGGGUGAGAGGUUUGGCUACAGAGAGGUUGUUUUAAAAGGAGAUCCUAAGAAGUUGAAUCUCCAUGGGCAGACAUGUGCUGUCUGCCUGGAAGACUUCAAAGUCAAAGACGAGCUGGGUGUGUUGCCAUGCCAACACACCUUUCACAGGAAGUGUCUGGUGAAAUGGCUGGAGGUGCGCUGUGUGUGCCCCAUGUGUAACAAACUUAUCGCUACUGGACGAACUGGUGUAACCAUAGCAUCCAGCACGGAGGGGGCUCUGCAAGCCGAUGUAACCUAGCUCUAACAGGAAGAGAACACUGUUAUCUGGUGUAACCUAGCAACCAACAGAACGUGGACGCUGUUAUCUGGUGUAUCCUAGAAACCAUCCACAGAUUACUGUGAAAUGGUGUAACCUAGCUACCACCUGGAGAGGACUAUAAGAACUGCUGUUACCUAGCAACCAACACAGAGCUGCAGACAGGAGUCUACACCACACUCUGUCUAAUCUCCUUCCCAGACACUUCCGCCUUAAUGCGCGAAGAGUCUGGUGGACCAAAGCGUCAAACUUGGCUUUUGUUAGCAAAUAGAAAGGCCAGGAGAAACUCCCAGCGCAUAGGCAUUAGCUUAAUCUACCAAUCAAUCAUCUCCAACAGCACCCUAACCCUCUCUCAUACAUGUCUUCCAUACGUGUCUUGUCUCCCUUUGGAGUCACGCCUCGCAGUCAUGUGAUUCGCUCAA
This is a messenger RNA of Oncorhynchus keta (chum salmon), 749 nucleotides long. Its product is annotated as RING finger protein 122-like. NCBI's taxonomy places the organism in Eukaryota, Metazoa, Chordata, Actinopteri, Salmoniformes, Salmonidae. The record is from RefSeq and is a predicted model, not a curated record. The transcript is spliced from 4 exons. Bases 1 to 309 code for a protein of 102 amino acids.